Messenger RNA from Chaetomium fimeti, 1478 nucleotides. RefSeq lists its product as uncharacterized. Bases 128 to 1267 code for a protein of 379 amino acids. NCBI's taxonomy places the organism in Eukaryota, Fungi, Ascomycota, Sordariomycetes, Sordariales, Chaetomiaceae. The transcript has a single exon. The record is from RefSeq and is a predicted model, not a curated record.
CUCGAGACUCGGGAGAGAUGAUGCAGUAAAAGGGGGGGGGGUUGGCUUGGUUAAUACACACCAUGUACGCCGCCACCUUGGAGAGAACGACCACCAUUUAGGCAUCAGCAAGGGAGCCAAGACAUUCAUGAUUUUCUCAGCGAAGGCGACCAUUCAGGAAUCGAGGCGGUCCCGCUUCACACAAUUAUACUAUUCUUUUCAUUUUAUUUUAUCUAUCUUCGAUACGAUGGGUAUUAACAACCUCGCCGUUGAGCUCAUCGGUCAAAUCAUCCAGCCGUUAUGCCUGUACUGUACGCCGGAGCCGCGCGAGGACGCGGGCGAGGACUCGGACAGGCGCCUGAAUCACGCAGAGAAGGCCCGUUUCUCAUCUCUCGCCUCCCUCUGCUUGGUUUCACGCUGGCUCAAUGCCACGGCUACACCGCACCUCUACCACUACCUCAUUGACCGUAACUGGCCCCUACUCGCCUGUACACUUCUCGCCCGUGCCGACCUCGCCCAAACCGUCAAGGCACUGUGGUUCCACCAUUACUCGGACGCCGACAAAUCUCAGUCCUCGCCGGAGGUCGCGGCGUAUUUCGCCAAAGAGCUGCAGGCGUAUCAAGACGGAGUUUCCGACGAGAGGAGAAAUGAAAUAAGAAUGUGGGAGAUGCCGGACCUAGCCAACAUGUUCAGCACGCUGUACAGCACCCCGCUCGACAUGGUCGCCAGCCUGUGCCCCAACCUCGAGGCCGUCGAUAUCACACCCGCCGUCUACGAUCUCUUCAUCUUCAACCGGCCGAACUCGCUCCCGCGCCUCCGCGCCGCCGCCUUCCGCCACUGGGACACCGAAGGCGCCAUCGGCCCGCAGUCGCUCCUACCCUUCUUCCACGCCGCCCCCAACCUCACCACCAUAACCUUCCACCGAGCCAACGACUACGACGGGCUCGCGGCCCCGCUCGCGCAGCUCACCCACCUCGACUUCCGGCGCAGCGCCUUCGGCGCGGAGACGCUCGCGGGCUUCCUGGCCAGCUGCCCGCGGCUGGAAAGCUUCAAGUACGAGUGCGGGGGCGCCAACGUGGGCUACGGCCAGUUCACGCUGGCCGAGGCGCGGGACGCGGUCCUGGCGCGCGCGGCGGCGAGCCUCGCGCUUUUCCGGCUGUCGGUGGCCGACGACGACGUGUCGGUGGAGGAGUGGGAGGAGGCGGAGCUGCUCGAGAUGACACGCCGGCUGGCCGAGCGGGGGAUCCGGUUUCAGUUUUCGUGGGAGAAUAUGAAUGGGGUGGAGUGAUGGGAUGGUACUUUACCGGAGCAAGGGGAAUUGAGAAACAAUAUAGCUUAUCGGGCGAGUCAAACUUUCCCCGCUGCUUGAGGGAGCAGCUUAUUCCAUAUAGGCCCAACUCACCACUCGAUGGGGUUUGACCCUUGCGCCUACGACUCAUGUCAACGACGAAACGACUUUGUAUUAGUUACUGUUUAAUGUAAUGAUACGUAUAGAGAAC